Molecule: messenger RNA, 1182 nt
Organism: Lineus longissimus
Lineage: Eukaryota; Metazoa; Nemertea; Pilidiophora; Heteronemertea; Lineidae
Product: histone-lysine N-methyltransferase SETMAR-like
Exons: 2
Coding region: 31-930 (299 amino acids)
Cellular component (GO): nucleus
Molecular function (GO): histone methyltransferase activity; protein binding; zinc ion binding
Source: RefSeq, a predicted model, not a curated record
AACAUGUUAUUGUCCAGCCUUCCCGACUGAAUGUGUGAUGAUAUGGAGCACACAGAUCUAAGCAAGGGUAUCGAGCAAUGUGCCAUCAAGAGUGAAAUUGGACAAGAAUUAGCCUUAGCCGCGUUUACGUAUGUCAAAUGCAAUAUUCUUGGGCCUGGGACAUCAACGGAGCACUUUGAAGAAGAAUUCGAAGGAUGCGACUGCAGCAACCGAUGCCACGAAGACUGUCCUUGUCUUGGUCGCUUUGGCCCGACAUACGCACACGACGGACGAAUCCUAGAAAUCGCCGUGUCAUCCACGACGGCAAAGCCUAUUUACGAAUGUAGCAAGAACUGUCGCUGUCCUCAAGAAUGUCCGAACAGGGUUGUCCAAUUUGGAGUACAGACGAAGUUCAUAGUUUUUCGCACAAGCUGGAAAGGCUUAGGUUUGAAAACUGCGGAAGAUAUACCAAAGUUUAGAUUCGUGUGCGAGUACGCUGGGGAGAUUUUGACGAUGUUGGAGGCGAAGAGAAGGACUGAAAUUUCCCAUGAGACGAAUGCUAUGAACUAUAUUCUUGUCUUGAGAGAAAUCUUGCCAAAUCUCGGGACAGUUGAGACCUGCGUUGAUCCGAGUGCAAUGGGCAAUGUGGGACGAUUUAUCAACCAUUCUUGUGCGCCGAAUCUAAUCAUGUUCCCGGUUAGAGUUGAUAACAACGUGCCCAAGUUGUGUUUGUUUGCGGCAAGAGACAUCAACUCAGGAGAGGAAUUAACAUUUGACUAUUCCGGUGAAUUUAGGUUAAAUAACGGAGCGACGUCGAUUGAGGCGUCGUUAGCCUCCGCCGACGAUAUGACUGAUGUCCCAGAUUGUGAUAUCACAUCAAAACGAAAGCCGUGUUAUUGCGGUGCGUCUUCCUGUCGUGGGUUUCUUCCGUAUGACCCAUCGUUGUAUUGAAAACUAUAACUCGUUCAAAGUUUGAUUCAUGUUGAUCUGGAGUUGCCUGUGAAUUGAUCAUUGGUCUCUGUAGUCUAUGUGGUGCAUCAUGAAUGACCAAUCACAGGCAGACUCAAGGUCAUCCUCAGUGCCCGGCCUAAGAAUCGCUUACUUGUCCCUGGAGUAACCAGCUGGUUACUCUAAGCUUGGCCUAAAUAGAGCUAGCUCUUAGAUAGAGCAGCCACGUUGGCGAUCAUGCUGAUUUGAAUUUGG